Pocillopora verrucosa is the source of this 1648-nucleotide messenger RNA. NCBI's taxonomy places the organism in Eukaryota, Metazoa, Cnidaria, Anthozoa, Scleractinia, Pocilloporidae. The record is from RefSeq and is a predicted model, not a curated record.
AUGGGUAGUUUGGCACAAAACACGUCGAUAACCACGCUGAGUAUUACAGUCAACAGCUACAGUUACAUGAGUGGAGACUGGAUGUGCGGAUUGGGAAGUGGUUUGGCACAAAACACGUCGAUAACCACGCUGAGUAUUACAGUCAACAACUACAGUAACAUGAGUGGAGACUGGAUGGGCGAACUGGGAAGUGGUUUGGCACACAACACGUCGAUAACCACGCUGAGUAUUACAGUCAACAGCUACAGUUACAUGAGUGGAGACUGGAUGGGCGAACUGGGAAGUGGUUUGGCACAAAACACGUCGAUAACCACGCUGAGUAUUACAGUCAACAGCUACAGUUACAUGAGUGGAGACUGGAUGGGCGAACUGGGAAGUGGUUUGGCACAAAACACGUCGAUAACCACGCUGAGUAUUACAGUCAACAGCUACAGUUACAUGAGUGGAGACUGGAUGGGCGAACUGGGAAGUAGUUUGGCACACAGCACGUCGAUAACCACGCUGAGUAUUACAUUCAACAACUACAGUAACAUGAGUGGAGACUGGAUGGGCGAACUGGGAAGUGGUUUGGCACAAAACACGUCGAUAACCACGCUGAGUAUUACAGUCAACAACCACAGUGACAUGCAUGGAGACUGGAUGCGUAAUCUGAGGAGUGUUGUGGCACAGAUCACGUCACUUGCCAUAUUAAACCUUACACUAAACAACCACACUAAUUCAUACGAAGACUGGAUAAACAAAUUGUGUCAAGCUUCGUCAAGGAUCACAUCGUCGAUCAAAACUUUUCUUGAAGUUAACUUGUUUAGUGAGAGCAAUGAAAAACCCUAAAUGAGCGUGGCUUAGCGAAAAGCACAUCUUUUGAACAUUCUCAACACCGACUGAGUAUCCUAACAUGAGGUUGUGGUUGCACUUGUACAUUCAGCGAUUAUAAUUACAGAAGACUGGAAACCUGACCUGGAACAACGCGUCAGUGUCUACAUUCAACAGCUACGUUGACGGGGGUGGAGACUGUGUCUGAUUCUAAAUUUCUCGUGGAGGAAAAAGCGCUGCAAGCCUUGUGACAGGAGGCGAGCCACUGGUUGGAUGUAGUUUAAGAACUUGGCUAAGAAGUCAACGGGAGGGACUUGUUUCAAUUGAACUGGACCAAACUGCAGUGCAGCAGAGGAGGACUUGUGUGUUACAUCCUGGCAAGUAAGGACUUGGAAUCUUCUGCGGUUAGUGACCGCAAUGACGUAAGCGCAGUCCUUGACAGGAUUUGAUGUUAGAAGACGCUUGACAGAGGCCUUCACAUCCCAACUGCCCAGCUGUCAGCGUGAUGAAGGAUUAAAUGGUGUUGAAGUAUCAGAGAGCGUCUUAAACAGGAACAAGCCUAGUGAAGGAUUCUUUCGUACCAACUGAUUGGAAGGAACAGUGUUUCAGACACAUGAGCAAAUCUUCCUCGUGAUAGCAUUGUGAUUGCCGCAUUUAAAGUUGAAUCAUGGAUGAAGAAAAUACUCGACUACUGUUUAAAAUUUUCUAUUAUUUAACCAGGUAUUAAGUAAAGUGGAAAUUUUCUGUGGAAAUAUCAUGUCAGUCUUUCAUAAGGUGACGCGCAGUCAGUCUACCUGAUUGCGAUUGACAUUGGAAGUGACCUCAUCGUGAGUCAAGC